This is a messenger RNA of Sclerotinia sclerotiorum 1980 UF-70, 1302 nucleotides long. RefSeq lists its product as hypothetical. The record is from RefSeq and is a predicted model, not a curated record. The coding region runs from base 1 to 1302 and encodes 433 amino acids. Lineage: Eukaryota; Fungi; Ascomycota; Leotiomycetes; Helotiales; Sclerotiniaceae. The transcript has a single exon.
AUGGGAGGUCGUGCUUUUGCUUCUCAUAUCCCACCCAUCAAGACGCCUCGUAUGACUCAGGAGGUCUACGAUAAAGCUCUCAAAGUCACUCAAGCCAUUUUACGAAAAUUCUACUCCAAAGUUGCAAGUUGUAUUGAGGGGCCUGGCAAGACUACUUAUGGGGAUGUCGAUAUUCUUGUUACCUCUCCUUUGAAAAAUGCGUUCUCUUCAGAAGAAUUAGUCGCAGACAGACUCAAGAAAGCUUUGAAUGCAGUAGCCUUCAUACAAGUUGAAGGCAAUCCUACUAUCAAUUUUGCAGUUCCUGGGCCAGACGAAUCAAUCAACAACAUGGUAGGCGAGAUUGGGAAGAAUCUGACCAAGUUUAAAGAUAAUGCAUCAGAGAGGUGGUAUAUUCAGGUCGAUGUUCAUACAUGUAAAGAUGUCCAUGAAUUCGAAUGGGAGUUAUUUCAUUCUGCCCAUGGCGAUCUAUGGAACAUAAUUGGUACAACCAUCAGAAGAUUUGGACUUACCAUCAAUAACCAUGGAUUGUUCAUUAGGAUUCCUGAAAUAGAGUUGGCUAAUAGGAAGAAGAGCAUGGUAUUUCUGACUGAUGAUCCUGGCAAGAUUCUCGACUUCUUAGGCUUAGAUCAGGACAAAUGGUGGAGACGUUUCAACACUCAACAGGAAAUGUUUGAAUACGCUGCUUCUUGCCGAAUGUUUUGGGUCAGAGAUGUGGUCGAAGACGAAGCAGAAGGAGAUGUCAUCGGUCAAGAGCGUGGAGAAGAAGGUAAGAAAAAGCUAAAGCAUAAUGACCGACAACGAUUGGCAAAACGCCCUAUCUUCAGAGCCUGGGUAGAUGAAUUUAUACCUCAGUGUCGCGAAGAAGGAAAGUACAGCGAUGGUAAAAUCACGAGGGAAGAAAUUCGAGAUGAAGCUUUUGAAAAAUUUGGUAUCAAGAAGGAAUACGAGGCCAGGCAACACGAUUGGUAUCUUGCAAGACAUCUAGUAGAAUUGGUGAACGAUGGUAUCAAGAGCAAUAUUCCUGUGGAUGGAGUAAAUGGCCAAAUGAGGGCGGCAGCCACGAAGGUUUUGAAGGGUGUCAUCAUGGAGGGAGAGCUAUACGACGGAAGUAUACCGGCAACUGCGAUGAAGGAUGAGAAGGGCUUCUACAAUCUUGAGCUGGUCAAAUAUUUCGUUGCCGAAAAUUGGGAGAACGCAGGUAGGAUUGGAAUGGCAAGGCAAAUAGUGAAAGCCAGGGAAGCUACGGAGGCGAAAGCUAAGAAGAAGGCAAAGGCUGAGCGUGAUCCUGGUCUCCAAACGUGA